AUGGGUGGAUAUAUCUACUUGUCUAAGGGGUGUGAACACGACUUACGCAGGGAACCAUGUGAAGCUUCAUUAUGGUCAGUAAAACAAAAAACCCGAGCACACUCACGAGGAAGAUGA
This is a messenger RNA of Theileria orientalis strain Shintoku, 117 nucleotides long. RefSeq lists its product as hypothetical. The coding region runs from base 1 to 117 and encodes 38 amino acids. The transcript has a single exon. The record is from RefSeq and is a predicted model, not a curated record. Lineage: Eukaryota; Apicomplexa; Aconoidasida; Piroplasmida; Theileriidae.